AUGAGUGAGCUGAAGCUCGCUGUGCUGGGCAGUAGAGGAGCUGGCAAGUCUGCCCUAACAGUGAGAUUCCUAACCAGGCGUUUCAUUGGAGAAUAUGCUUCUAAUUCUGAGUGCAUCUACACUAAACAUUUGUGUCUGGAUGGGAGGCAAAUGAACUUGGAAAUUUAUGACCCUUGUUCACAGCCACGACAGGGGAAGCUGUCCCUCACUGAUGAACUCCACUGGGCUGACGGAUUUGUCAUUGUGUAUGACAUCAGCGACAGAGCUUCCUUUGCCUUUGCAAAGGCAUUGCUAUACAGGCUGCGAGAUUCCCACCUGGCAGCUUGCAAAAGAGUGGUAGAGUCAGCUGUAUUCUUAGUUGGUAACAAGCAGGAUCUAUGCCAUAUGAGAGAAGUAGGCUGGGAUGAAGGACAAAAGCUGGCAAUGGAUAACAAAUGCCAGUUCUGCGAACUGUCUGCAGCUGAACAUUGUCAGGAAGUAGUGACCAUGUUCACGAAAGUCCUAAGAACCAUCACCACAAACUUCAAAGUGAAGGAAAAGAGACGACCCAGUGGGUCAAAGUCAAUGGCCAAACUAAUCAACAACAUGUUUGGGAAGAGGAGGAAGUCUGUGUAG
This is a messenger RNA of Emys orbicularis (European pond turtle), 615 nucleotides long. It is a transcript of the gene RERGL, whose product is annotated as RERG like. The record is from RefSeq and is a predicted model, not a curated record. Bases 1 to 615 code for a protein of 204 amino acids. NCBI's taxonomy places the organism in Eukaryota, Metazoa, Chordata, Testudines, Emydidae. Gene Ontology annotation, molecular function: GTP binding; GTPase activity. The transcript has 5 exons.